Messenger RNA from Sinocyclocheilus rhinocerous, 1232 nucleotides. Its product is annotated as KH domain-containing, RNA-binding, signal transduction-associated protein 3-like. Bases 414 to 1232 code for a protein of 272 amino acids. Gene Ontology annotation, cellular component: nucleus. The record is from RefSeq and is a predicted model, not a curated record. The transcript is spliced from 6 exons. Gene Ontology annotation, molecular function: mRNA binding. NCBI's taxonomy places the organism in Eukaryota, Metazoa, Chordata, Actinopteri, Cypriniformes, Cyprinidae. Gene Ontology annotation, biological process: regulation of alternative mRNA splicing, via spliceosome.
UGAUUGACAUCUAGCUAUCCACCAGCUACAUCCAAUCAACGGAGGAUCUGGGACUUGCAGUCGUUGCCCGUGGAUACAACAGUGGGAGCUUCAAAGCGGUUGUUUACAGUUGAGAGCGGCAGUCUGACUGGAGGACUCUGACUGGACGGAGGCAUCUGCGAUUUUCUUGCAGAUGGGCUAAAGGCGAACCACCUGGGAAGUGCACGGACAGUAGUUAUCACCAGCGCACCUAUAGAAAAAAGCAAACUCCAGCUUAUCUUGUAGAUGCUCACCGGCCGCUGAUAGAAUCACGGGGUUAUUUUCCUCACGACUGGUGCGCAUCUUGUCUGGGUUGCUUUAGGACAACAGCAGGAUCUUACAUUCCACAUCUUACAACUGACAAGCUUUUUGUCGGACCAAACGCACUGGGCGAGAUGGAUAACGAAAAGUACUUGCCAGAACUGAUGGCGGAGAAGGAUUCUCUGGACCCGUCCUUCCAACACUCAUUGCGGCUUCUUGAUCAAGAAAUCGAAAAGGUACAGAAAGACGAAGACAAAGAGGAUGAGAAGUUCAUUGAUGUGGUCAUCAACAAGAACAUGAAACUGGGCCAGAAGAUUUUGAUCCCUGUAAAACAGUUUCCCAAAUUUAAUUUUGUGGGUAAACUCCUGGGCCCUCGAGGGAACUCAUUAAAGAGACUGCAAGAGGACACACUGACCAAGAUGUCCAUCCUCGGAAAGGGAUCCAUGAGAGACAAAGAAAAGGAAGAAGAACUGCGAAAGAGCGGAGAGACAAAGUAUCAUCAUCUCAACGAAGAUCUUCACGUGCUGAUCGAGGUGUUCGCGCCGCCCGCUGAAGCGUAUGCGAGAAUGGGUCAUGCUCUGGAGGAGAUCAAAAAAUUCCUUAUUCCGGACUAUAAUGAUGAGAUCAGACAGGCUCAGCUACAGGAGCUGACGUAUCUGAACGGCGCCUCGGAGGAUGCCAAAGUCCCAGCGGCCAGAGGCAAAAGCAGCACACGAGGCAGAGGAAUGCCAGCGCCGGGACCGCACAGGUGUAGAGGGGGCGUUCCUCCUCCUCAGGCUGCAGUCCCGCGGGGGGUGGCGCCCAGAGGAGCUCCGCCCAGCAGGGUGCCGUCCAGCAGAGUAAGGGGCGUUCCCUCUCAGAGAGCACGAGGAGCUCCGCCCCCACCUGGGUACAGACCUCCCCCUCCAGUGGUGCAGGAUUCAUUUUUUUCAGUGUCUUUUGAACCUUUUUGA